CAUGAGCAGGGGGCGCUAGUCUGCCAGGAUGUUUCCAUUUGAGUCUAUUGGCUGCACUGCUGGGUAUAGGACCCUAGGUGGGGAUCCUCGCGGCCACAAAUCCUCUAUCCCCAACUCCAAUCUCGUUCGUUUGCACCAGUAUUUAGUUUGGAGCAUUAUGUUACCAAUCACUCGCGUCCCGUCCUUUCAAACAAAUUCAAAUCCACCUAUCUACACUCGGAAGGCAAGGAAGGAAGCAACGGCAUGCUGCUCGUCGUCGCAUUCCUCCUCGCCGCGGCCGCCACUUGGCAGCCGGCACUCUCCGCGCCCGCGCCGGCGCCAGCCUGCCACGGCGGCGCAAGGGCGGAGGUGGAGUUCGUGCGCGUCUGCUGCGCGCGCACGCUCUACCCGCGCCUCUGCCGUGCGGGGCUGGCCCCGCACGCGGCCUCCGUCCACUCGAGCCCCGCGCGCCUCGCCGUGGCCUCCGCCAACCUCACGCUCGCGGCCCUCGGCGCGCUCGCCGCGCGCAUCCCGCCGCCCGGCCCCGGCGCGCCCUCCGGCUCCGGCGCGCUCGGCGACUGCGCCGAGGCCGUCGCGUCGGCCGCGGGCCAGGCGGCGCGCGCGGCCGAGCGGCUGCGCGGGGUCGAGCAGGCCGUGGGGCUCGAGGUCCUGUGGCGCGUGGACGACGCGCUGACGUGGCUCAGCGCCGCCAUGACCGACGAGGACACGUGCGCCGACGGCCUGGGGCCGCGGGAAUCCGCGCCAGCGCCGGUGAGGGCCGAGCUGCGCGCCAGGGUGCGCCGCGCCAAGCAGUACACCAGCAUCGCCCUCGCGCUCGUCAACAUGCUAGUCAGUAAUAAACCAAGAAGUUAGCCAGACGCCCCCGAACCUUGGUCUAUUCUACGGCUGCCUCACACGUGGAUGCGCCACAAUGGUCAGAGUGACGUGCCCGUCACGUGCGAAGCCUGGUGACUUCGGAUAUCUCACAGCCACGCGAUGUUCUUAGGUAUAGGUUGUAGGUCUAACUCGCGUGUGGCGUGCGUUGGUGUGUGUGUGCGUGAGUGUAGUGGUAUGAGUUUGUGCGUGAGUUCAGAUGCUACAACUUGUACUUGAAGGGUUAAGGUAUCAAAAAAAAUAGAGAGAAGGGAUGGAGCUAUUUUUUUCGAA
Molecule: messenger RNA, 1146 nt
Organism: Panicum virgatum (switchgrass)
Lineage: Eukaryota; Viridiplantae; Streptophyta; Magnoliopsida; Poales; Poaceae
Product: 21 kDa protein-like
Exons: 2
Coding region: 244-852 (202 amino acids)
Biological process (GO): negative regulation of catalytic activity
Molecular function (GO): enzyme inhibitor activity
Source: RefSeq, a predicted model, not a curated record